Molecule: messenger RNA, 1976 nt
Organism: Mastomys coucha (southern multimammate mouse)
Lineage: Eukaryota; Metazoa; Chordata; Mammalia; Rodentia; Muridae
Gene: Srpx2
Product: sushi repeat containing protein X-linked 2
Exons: 11
Coding region: 447-1844 (465 amino acids)
Source: RefSeq, a predicted model, not a curated record
CCCUCUUCUGCAGCAGAGAGCACCAGCUCCUCUAAUCCUCCUGCUUCCCCCUCCCCCAAAUUCUUUUCUUGGGGAGUAACAACUAUAGCUUUGGGGAUGAUAUAGCUUUAAGACGACUUUUGGCAAAUGUAAAUGUCCUAACAUCUGGGCAGUGUUACCAGAAUCCCGGAGGCCCUGACAGACCAGGAGCCACUGGUUCUAGGAAUGUUAAAGUAGAAGGGUUUUUUCCCCCCUGACUGAUGAGAGGAGCAGAGAGCAAGGAGAAAGAGGAGAAAUGAACGAGACCACAAAAAUCAUAAAAUAAAAAGCAGAUCCCAUAUGCCUGCUUCCUCUCACUUUUGGGAGUUCAUAGCUGGUUCUGCUCUAAAAGUCAUUCUGCCUUAUCCUAGUACUUGUGGCCACAUAGUACCCCAGUCUUGUCUUCUGAAGCUUCGCUGUCAAGGACGAUGCCUGGCCCACUGACUCAAAGAGGUGCUCUCUCACUGCUGCUCCUCCUAACGCCCGCAGUGACACCAACAUGGUACGCAGGCUCAGGUUACUCUCCAGAGGAAAGCUACAAUGAAGUAUAUGCAGAAGAGGUCCCUGCUGCCCGUGUUCUGGACUACAGAGUCCCCCGAUGGUGUUACACAUUGAACAUCCAGGAUGGAGAAAGCACAUGCUACUCACCAAGGGGAGGAAAUUAUCACAGUAGCCUAGGCACGCGUUGUGAGCUCUCCUGUGACCGGGGCUUUCGACUGAUUGGACGGAAGUCGGUGCAAUGUUUGCCAAGCCGGCGUUGGUCUGGAACUGCCUACUGCAGGCAGAUGAGGUGCCAUGCACUGCCAUUCAUCACUAGUGGCACCUACACCUGCACCAAUGGAAUGCUGCUUGACUCCCGUUGUGACUAUAGCUGUUCUAGUGGCUACCACCUAGAAGGCGAUCGCAGCCGCAUCUGCAUGGAAGAUGGGCGAUGGAGUGGAGGCGAGCCUGUAUGUGUAGACAUAGAUCCACCCAAGAUCCGUUGUCCUCACUCUCGUGAGAAAAUGGCAGAGCCAGAGAAAUUAACUGCUCGAGUCUACUGGGACCCACCCUUAGUGAAAGAUUCUGCUGAUGGUACCAUCACCAGGGUGACACUUCGAGGUCCAGAGCCUGGUUCUCACUUCCCUGAAGGAGAGCAUGUGAUUCGUUACACUGCCUAUGACCGAGCCUACAACAGGGCCAGCUGCAAGUUCAUUGUAAAAGUACAAGUAAGACGAUGUCCCACUCUGAAACCACCACAGCACGGCUACCUCACCUGCAGCUCAGCGGGGGACAACUAUGGUGCCAUCUGUGAAUACCACUGUGAUGGUGGUUAUGAACGCCAGGGGACCCCAUCCCGAGUCUGCCAGUCAAGUCGACAGUGGUCAGGAUCACCACCUGUCUGUACUCCUAUGAAGAUUAAUGUCAAUGUUAACUCAGCUGCUGGCCUCCUGGAUCAGUUCUAUGACAAACAGAGACUCCUCAUAGUUUCCGCUCCUGAUCCCUCCAAUCGAUACUACAAAAUGCAGAUCUCUAUGCUGCAGCAAUCCACCUGUGGACUGGACCUGCGGCAUGUGACCAUUAUUGAAUUGGUAGGACAGCCACCUCAGGAGGUGGGGCGCAUCCGGGAGCAACAACUAUCAGCAGGCAUCAUUGAGGAGCUCAGGCAAUUCCAGCGCCUUACUCGUUCCUACUUCAACAUGGUGUUGAUUGACAAGCAGGGUAUUGAUCGAGAACGCUACAUGGAACCUGUCACCCCUGAGGAAAUCUUCACAUUCAUUGAUGACUAUUUGCUGAGCAACCAGGAGCUGGCACGGAGAGUGGAGCAGAGGGACGUGUGCGAGUGACCUUGAGCCAGGGUGUGGCUGAAGCAACUGUCCUAGAAAGCUUAAACUGAGGAGGAAAUGCCCACCCCCACCCCCACCCCCACCCCCGCACUGUUGGAAGCAGCCCUCGGUUGGGGGUGAGGUUUGCCAAAU